Oryza sativa Japonica Group (Japanese rice) is the source of this 765-nucleotide messenger RNA. RefSeq names its product ribonuclease 3. Gene Ontology annotation, molecular function: ribonuclease T2 activity; RNA binding. NCBI's taxonomy places the organism in Eukaryota, Viridiplantae, Streptophyta, Magnoliopsida, Poales, Poaceae. Gene Ontology annotation, cellular component: extracellular region. The record is from RefSeq and is a predicted model, not a curated record. Gene Ontology annotation, biological process: RNA catabolic process.
AUGAAGGUUGUGUUCUCCCUCGCGCUCCUGCUGCUUCCGCUCGCCUCGGUGGCAGAGGAAUUCGACUUCAUGUACCUUGCCCAGCAGUGGCCUGACUCGUACUGUAGCACGCACAAGUGCCUCGUGAAGCCCCCGCCCCCGUCGCACUUCACCAUCCAUGGCCUGUGGCCGAGCUACAACAAGCUCAUAGACGGCAAAAUGUGGCUGGAGGACUGCAACAAGGAAGACCCGCUCGACCCGACGCAGAUCCAGGACCUGGAGAAGCAGCUCGACCAGAAAUGGCCGUCGCUGAAACAGACCAACCUCGAGUUCUGGAGCCUCGAGUGGAAGAAGCACGGCACCUGCUCCAACCUCGGCCAGCACGCCUACUUCGAGGCCGCGCUCGCGCUGGAGAGGCUCACCAACCUCACGAAGAUCCUCGCCGACGGCGGCGUCGGGCCGUCCGACGUGAAGACCUACACGUUCCGCGAGAUCAGUGACGCCCUCGCCAGGGGCACCGGGUUCAGGACCUACUUCAAGUGUAGCAAGAACAAGGCCGGCGAUACGCUGCUGUCCGAGGUGAGGCAGUGCGUCGACCGCUACGGCGAGAAGCUCAUCAACUGCACGGCGUUGUCGUUUGACUACUGCGAUAACGCUGACAAGAUCAAGAUGCCCCAAUCGGGUUAUAUGAUCAGUAGCAGCACAAGCUAUAAUCUUGCUGCCACACGAUCAAUAUAUAUAAUCAUGCAUUUAUAUUUGCUAGGUGUCAUGCAUGUCUAUUACUAA